AUGGCGACGCGGGCGGUGCGCGGGUAUCGCACCAUCUCCCGAGAUGCGGCUUGCCUACUUGCUGCAGUCCACGAGGGGGGCAGCAACCCCCUACCGGACGCCGUGCGUCGGUGGAGGGCUGAGUCUAGUGAGAGGUCGUUAGACCUCUGGGCGGAGCGGUUGGAAGAACCGCUGGUAAGCGUCGCCCUGAUAGAGGCAAUCCGGCCACUAUUUAAAGAGUGGGUGAACCGGAAACACGGGGCACUCUCCUUCCAUCUGACGCAGAUGCUCACCGGGCACGGCUGCUUCGGUCAGUAUCUGUGUCAGACGGCUAGGAGAGAAAGUGACACAAGGUGUCACCAUUGCCUUGACGAAAGGGACACGGCCGAGCACACAAUGACGACGUGCCCUUCCUGGAUGGAGCAACGUACGGCCCUUACGGCCGUCAUUGGAAUGGACCUCUCGCUGCCAGCGAUAAUCCGGGCAAUGCUGAGCAGUGAGAUCGCAUGGCAGGCAGUAAAUGACUUUGCCCAGGAAGUCAUCACCGCAAAAGAGGAGGCCGAGCGCAGGAGAGAACAGGAGGCGCUCGACCCUUUGAGACGGCCGAGGAGAAGACGCAUGCGACGGAGUGGCCGCGGCGACUUACAUUAG
Molecule: messenger RNA, 630 nt
Organism: Aricia agestis (brown argus)
Lineage: Eukaryota; Metazoa; Arthropoda; Insecta; Lepidoptera; Lycaenidae
Exons: 2
Coding region: 1-630 (209 amino acids)
Source: RefSeq, a predicted model, not a curated record